This is a messenger RNA of Komagataella phaffii GS115, 1260 nucleotides long. RefSeq lists its product as hypothetical. The record is from RefSeq and is a predicted model, not a curated record. Bases 1 to 1260 code for a protein of 419 amino acids. NCBI's taxonomy places the organism in Eukaryota, Fungi, Ascomycota, Pichiomycetes, Pichiales, Pichiaceae. The transcript has a single exon.
AUGCUUCAUACUCCCUCCAUAAGAGAAUCGCACGACAAAAGCCAAUCGGUGGUCAACUCCUAUGAGCAAGACGACACAGAGAAAGCUCUUAACGAUAGGAUUGAAUCCUUCAUACAAUCAUUGAGAGAGCCCAAAUUUGAUAAACCCUUAACGCUGGACGAGAUUGGUAGCUUAUUCCAAACUUUUUAUGACGAGUACCAUCAACAGGCCGUCAUAUUGGUGGGAUCUCAGCAAAUGAAUGGUAUUUCCCGGACGCCUCUCGCUUCAUCCCAAGAAGAUUUGUCAACGGACGAAAACAAGCCUUUCGCACGCCCUGUAGACAGGGUUUUCUUGUACGACCAAAGAGCAGAAAAGAGAUUGACCGAUCUGUUCUACUCUAAGCUAUACUCUAGUUCAUCCAGCGCCACUGAUGCCGAGAUCAACGUAAAUCUCAACACAAAGUUGGAUAGGCUAAGAAUGUCAAACUUGUCCCUAGAGCAAUUGGCAUUGAGCUGUGAAGGUACCUCCCAGCAAUUAGUGAAGAAACUGAGUGCAGCUCACAUUGACCGUGUAUUGGUACGAUUGAAAAGGGAGAGAGGCCCGUUUGAGAAAAUCACAUCGCUAGCGCAGAUCCACGACUUGAUCAAUUCAGUGGUGUCAUUAGACGGGGACUCAUCGUUAGCCCUUGCCAUUUUUGUUUGCAUCUAUUUUUUCAGAGAUUUGUUUCUCCAAUUGCACUACAUACGACGAUUUUCCAACCCAUACGUAUUACAAGAACACGGAAAAUUGUCCUACAGCCUCACCAAUUUCCAAGCAGCUCUGGAAUUUUUACUUAACGUCACAGCAAAAGAUCUUGGACUGUCGGAUCCAGCCAUCACAGCUUUACCGGCCCAUGAAAAGAAGCCAUACAGUUACAAUCUACGAAGCUUUUUGGGCCGUUUUGCCCAACCACUCCCUACCGAUGAAGAUGAUCGAUUAUUGUCCAAACUAACCUCAUCUGUCAUGAAAAAUUUAAGACCCUUAUCAGCAUCUCCAUCAAGUACGUCGCUUAACGAAGGUGUUACAGCGUCGUUGACUCCCAAAAAUGCACGUAGUCGUGCAACUUCAUUAAUCGGUCAACGUAGAAACAGUAACUCUUGCACUGUUGCUUCCAACGAGCUUUUACAAUUAGUGAUUCAUUUGAAAAAGAAUGAUCUUCACAAUAAGCAGUUUGAGCAACUAACGAUACUAGAAUUACGCCAACUACUACAUGACUACAAAACGAUAAUGGAUACCGUAUGA